Molecule: messenger RNA, 4605 nt
Organism: Gadus chalcogrammus (walleye pollock)
Lineage: Eukaryota; Metazoa; Chordata; Actinopteri; Gadiformes; Gadidae
Product: E3 ubiquitin-protein ligase SMURF1-like
Exons: 12
Coding region: 97-1617 (506 amino acids)
Biological process (GO): ubiquitin-dependent protein catabolic process; negative regulation of BMP signaling pathway
Molecular function (GO): ubiquitin-protein transferase activity; protein binding
Source: RefSeq, a predicted model, not a curated record
GCCUGGACUCGCCCAGCCAGGAGAACCGGCUCCAGGCGGUCCGGAUCCGAGGCCAGGACUCCAGGGGCCACGGGCUGACCCCCCAGACCCGGCCGCAUGGCCCCCAGUCCCCGGACCUGCCCGAGGGAUACGAACAACGGACCACGGUGCAGGGCCAAGUCUACUUCCUCCACACGCAGAACCGGAGUCAGCACCUGGCACGACCCCCGGAUACCCAGGGACCUGACGAGUGUGAGCUGUGAGGAGCUGGGCCCCCUGCCGGUGGGCUGGGAGGUUCGCAGCACCGUGUCGGGACGCAUCUAUUUUGUGGACCACAACAACCGCACAACGCAGUUCACUGACCCCCGGCUGCACACCAUCAUCAGCCAGCACUCCCAGGCCAAGGAGUCGUCGCAGGCGCCCCCGAUGGAGGUGGUGGGGGGGGAGGAGGGCCCGGGGGGCGAGGGGGAGAUGGCUGUGCGCUACGAGCGCGACCUGGUGCACAAGCUGAAGCUGCUCCGCCACGAGCUGAGCCUGCAGCAGCCCCAGGCAGGCCACUGCCGCAUCGAGGUGUCCCGGGACGAGAUCUUUGAGGAGUCGUACCGGCAGAUCAUGAAGAUGAGGCCCAAGGACCUGAAGAAGAGGCUGAUGGUGAAGUUCAGGGGCGAGGAGGGCCUGGACUACGGGGGCGUGGCCAGGGAGUGGCUGUACCUGCUCUGCCACGAGAUGCUGAACCCGUACUACGGCCUCUUCCAGUACUCCACGGACAACAUCUACACCCUGCAGAUCAACCCUGACUCCUCCAUCAACCCUGACCACCUGUCGUACUUCCACUUCGUGGGCCGUGUGAUGGGGCUGGCCGUGUUCCACAGUCACUACAUCAACGGCAGCUUCACUCUGCCCUUCUACAAGCAGCUGCUGGGAAAGCCCAUCCAGCUGGGGGACCUCGAGACCACCGACCCCGAGCUGCACAAGAGCCUGGUCUGGAUCCUGGAGAACGACAUCACGUCGGUGCUGGACCACACCUUCUGCGUGGAGCACAGCGCCUUCGGGAAGUUCCUCCAGCACGAGCUGAAGCCCAACGGCCGCAACAUCGCCGUCACCGAGGACAACAAGAAGGAAUACGUCCGGCUGUACGUGACCUGGCGGUUCAUGCGGGGCAUGGAGGCCCAGUUCCUGGCUCUGCAGAAGGGCUUCGGGGAGCUCAUCCCCCAGCACCUCCUGAAGCCCUUCGACCACAAGGAGCUGGAGCUGAUCAUCGGGGGUCUGGGUAAGAUCGACCUGGCGGACUGGCGGGCCAACACGCGGCUCAAGCACUGCGCGGCCGACAGCCCCGUGGUGCGCUGGUUCUGGCAGGCGGCCGAGGCCUUCAGCGAGGAGCGCCGCGGACGACUGCUGCAGUUCGUCACCGGCUCCACCCGGGUCCCCCUGCAGGGGUUCAAGGCCCUCCAGGGUUCUACAGGUUCUGCAGGACCAAGGCUGUUCACCAUUCAUUUAAUAGACGCCAACACGGACAACCUGCCCAAGGCCCACACCUGUUUCAACAGGAUAGACGUGCCACCCUAUGAGUCGUAUGAGAAGCUCUACGAGAAGCUGCUGACCGCCGUGGACGAGACCUGUGGCUUCGCUGUCGAGUAGAGAGGAGAGACCAGCAGGAGGAGAGACCAGCAGGAGGAGUGACCAAGGAAACGUUUCAAUGAAACUCAGAACACAGACUCACCCUGUCACCGAGGCACACCACUUGGCAAUUUUUAUACACACACACACACACACACACACACACACACACACACACACACACACACACACACACACACACACACACACACACACACACACACACACACACACACACACACACACACACACACACACACACACACACACACACACACACACACACACACACACACACAGAGAGAGAGAGCUCUUGCGUACGGAGCGUUUGUGCCCUCCCCCCUCUCUCUCUCGGGCGAUCAGAGCCUGGAGACUCCGGGGGGGGGGGGGGGGGGGGCUGGGCAAAAGAAGAAACAACAAAAGUAUUUUAGAAUUUUCCAGCUGUUUUGAAGAAGCAUUUUUACGAUUCCGUUUUAACGAGCUGUUGAUGUCUUUCUUCGGAGCGCCUGCAGUACCGCGCGACUCACUGGCAGUUCUGUCAAUCAUGCAUCGGCCAAUCGCAUUCAAGCCCACGAACUAUGAGGCGGACAGUUGAGAGGAGAAACCGACGAAGACCAGAGGCGGCGAGGGGUGGUCCCACUCCGACAUCAUGCUUUAUGUUUAACCACUGUCGUUUAUCAGAGAGUGUGUAUGAGUGUGGUGUGUGUGCGUGUGUGCGUGCGUGUCUGCGUGCGUGUCUGUAUUCCUAGUAUAACGUUGAUCCAAUGAGCCUGCUCCUGUUUUGUUAAAUUUUGUCUUUGUAGUUUUUAUUUUUUUUGCAACCACUCUGAAACACACUCUUGAUGGCAAUCUUUUAAUUUCAGAUUUUUAUUAUUUAUUACGAAGUGAUAACAUGCUGCUAUGUGCUCUUGUGAGAGCCCCCACUAACCUCUUCAUCCGCUCCUUCCCAUCCUAGUGCUCUUCCUCAAGCCACCACCAGGGGUUGCUGGCUCCGCUCACUCCCAGUUCAAACUCCCAGUAUCUCUAGCCACAACCAGUCUGAGUGUUUGAGCGGAAAGCGAACGUUUCCACGCCAGAAUUGGCGCUCCUGUUGGGUUGUUUUGAAACCUUUUUCAACCGAGUGGAAGGCAAGGCCAGCCCCUAUGCUAACGUGUAGCCUGAUCCUAUGCUAACGUGUAGCCUGAUCCGAUGCUAACGUGUAGCCUUAUCCGAUGCUAACGUGUAGCCUUAUCCGUUGCUAUCGUGUAGUCUGGUCCGAUGCUAACGUGUAGUCUGGUCCGACGCUAACGUGUAGCCUGAUCCGAAGCUAACGUGUAGCCUGAUCCGACGCUAACGUGUAGCCUGAUCCGACGCUAACGUGUAGCCUGAUCCGACGCUAACGUGUAGCCUGAUCCGAUGCUAACGUGUAGCCUGAGCUAACCCCUUAUUGUUUUUUUAUAAGAGCUUACCGACGCCCCCCUGUGGAGCUGUGGCGCAGCUGCCCGUCCUGCUGCCGGCCGCCAUAGGAGGCGUGGAUUUUAAUAUGUGUAUGAAAUAUGCAAUAAAAUCUCAAAGGCCUUUCAUUUCUCCACCCUCUUAUUACCAUCAUAUUAUAUUCUUUGUUACUCUAAAGAUUGUUUCUAGACAUUUCUUUUUGUAAUUAUUCGAUACCUUUGGUGGAAGAGGUUCCUCUUGUCGGUCGGUUGAGGAGAAAAAUCAAUGAACAAAAUGGAUGAACAAAAUGGCCGCCCUGGAGACGGAACAAACGUCGACAUGUUGAGCGAAUGCUGUGGAAAUAGUCGGGAUGUUUUUUGAAGAUUGAAAAUGACUUACAGUUAGGGCUGCACGAUAUGGGCAAAAUAUGAUAUCCCGAUAUUUUUUGUCUGAAUGGCGAUAUACGAUAUACAUCUCGAUAUUUUCUAUAGAGUGGGUUAGAUGUUUUUUAUGCAAGUCAAAAACCACAUGUGAGAUGUUGCAAGCACUUAUAUUAAAACAUAGGUCCAUAUGACUGCAACAUGUGAUUUUGUAUCGUUAUUUUCAACAGAAUUCAAUGAACAUGUUAAAAAAAAAGGGACGUUUUUCACCUUCUUCACAAAAUAAUCGCCUAUGCAAAACAAUAUAAAGCUGUAGGUUACACACAUUAGCUACCAUUAAGAGCAUUGGCUUCGUCGCAUUGUCCUGCGUACUACGGUGAGGGUUUCAGUGCGCCGUAACUUUAAUCCCCCUCCCCCUCCCUUCUCCGUUCCAUUUGGGAACAUGUUUGGUUUCAUUUCGCUUGUUUCGUAUAUUUUAAUUAAUUAAUUAAGAGCGUCACCAGAGGGCGCCCCCAACACAUUUGCCGAUCGCCGGCCCUGGUUUCGGGGCAGAAGAAACUGUCGCGGCCGGUGAUGCAGCAGCACAGCCACGGAGUUUUACGCAUUCCUCAUACUGCACUUUGUGCCGCUGCUGUAAAUGGUGGAACAGAUUUGUCGUGCUUCAACUUUUAGUCGCAACGGUUUUGCUACACUCUACAGGUGACCUGCAGCUGCUGCUCAUCUGUUUUUUUUAAACCCAAACUAUUUCCACAUUAUGGAGCCGUUCUUUCUCCUCUUUGAAACAAUUUCGUCUCCCGCCGCCGUCUCGUUUUCUUUACGGGUAUCAUCCAUGCUUGUUGUGUUGUGAGGGGGCGGCGGGGGUGGGAAUGAGGCGUCUUUGCACACGGCACGUUCGGAAAGACAGAGUGAGAGGGGGAGGGGUCGCGCUCACAGUCUCCAAGGCAAGCGCUGUAGACGCUUGAGCGGGAAACGGACCAUUUUAACGCAUAUCGAUAUAAACGAUAUUGUCAAAUCUUGUAUCCCCUUGGAAAUUAUAUCGAUAUAUCGUACAUAGCCGAUAUAUCCUGCAGCCCUACUUACAGUACCAUCACAAUCUGCAUUUUCUAGGUUCUGAAUUCAUUGUGUAAUGGAUGCAAGAGUAUUGUAACUUACUAUGUACUAAACAUUUAUGGAAAAUACAAUGUAAAUAAGAUUAUAUUAAAAGAAACUAAAUAGA